AUGACACAUGUACCAGAAAAACAGAUAAUACGGCAUGCGAAGGAAAUUUCUUAUUAGUUGUUACGUACAUGUCGUGCGAGACGUACAUACUACUGGUGCUUGAAAUUUACAAAUUUUAAUAGUUGACCCACCAUGGUGGGCUACCUCCAAAUAUUGGCCGCCAUUGUGGCAGGACUGAUCGCAAUUUAUUACUAUUUUCAUUCGAAAAAUAAUUUCUGGAAAAAAUACGGUAUACCCGGACCACAACCACAGCUUUUUUUCGGCAAUUUCAAAUCAUCUAUAACUAGACAGAAGUCUACAUCUGACGCUAUUCAGGAACUGUAUGAAAAAAACAAACACCAGCCAAUUAUCGGUGCAUACAUAGGCACUCAACCACUUGUGAUAGUUCACGAUCUUGAUUUGGUCAAGGACGUUCUUAUUAGUGAUUUCUCCCAUUUUGCGAGUCGAGGAAUACCCAUGUACCCUAAGGUAGAAGAUCUCUCGGAACAUCUCUUUAAUCUAGAACCCGAAACAUGGCGACCACUAAGAGCGAAACUCUCGCCGGUGUUCACGUCUGGCAAGCUCAAAGAGAUGUUCCCUCUUUUGUUGCAAUGCGGUGAACAUUUGGAACAAUAUUUAAAGAAAAUAGUGAAAAAAGAUGAAACCAUGGAGUGCCGUGAGAUAGCGGCGAAAUACACCACCGAUGUAAUCGGCAGCUGUGCCUUUGGAAUCGACAUGAACGCCCUUUCGGAGGGGGACAGCGAAUUCCGCCGCAUGGGUAGAAAGAUUUUCGCCCCGUCAACGCAACAGAUGGUGCGAGAUAUUUCCAGGCAAUUUUUACCGACCUUCUACCAAAUAUUUGGUCACUUGAUGCAACCAAAGGAUGUCACUGAUUUCUUCACGCGGGUUGUCAUGGACACAAUGAAAUACAGGGAUGAGAAUAACAUAGUUAGACCAGAUUUCAUCAAUAUGCUAUUGGAACUGAAGAAGAACCCAUCUAAUUUGGAGAAUAUUGAGUUAACGGACUCAUUGUUGACGGCACAGGCUUUUGUCUUUUUCUUGGCUGGUUUUGAAACUUCCUCAUCAACGAUGGGACAUGCGCUUUACGAGCUAGCGUUGAACCCUGAUAUACAGGAUAAACUGCGAGCAGAAAUUCGACAAAAGUUAGAGGAAAAUAAAAAAAAUGGAGAAGGACUGACGUACGACCAAGUGAAAAAUAUGAAGUACUUGGAUGCAAUAUUCCGCGAAACAUUAAGAAAAUACCCGAUACUGCCAAUAUUGAUGCGAAAAGUGGACACAGAUUACACUUUCAAAGGCACAAAAUAUACAAUUCCUAAAAAUGUACCAGUAUGGGUACCAGUGAUAGGAAUCCAUCGCGACCCUGAUAUUUAUCCAAAACCUGACGUGUUUGAUCCUGAACGGUUUACCGAUAACGCGAUGUCAACCAGACAUCCUAUGAGUUUCUUAGCUUUUGGAGAUGGACCUAGAAAUUGCAUUGGAGCCCGUUUCGCGUAUUACCAAAGCAAAGUUGGACUUAUUUCGAUUCUUCGCCAUUACAAAGUCAGCGUAUGUAAGAAAACGACAGUUCCCUACAAGUCUGACAGCAAAGCGUUCCUAUUGACACUUAAGGGAGGAGUGAUGUUGAAAAUGUCGUAUAUCGAAUAACUUUUUUUUGUUUUAUUUUAUUUUAAUGGAAUACGAAUUAAUCUUUUAUUCGAGUAUAUGAUGAUCCUACGAGAAAAAGAUCAAUCUUAAUUUGUGUGGAACAGAAAAUGCUGUUUACAUAAAUAUUAAAGAAAACGAUGGUAGUGAGGAUUAAUCCUUCGUGUUUACAGGAUAUAAAUAAUUCAACUAUACUUAUGUUUUGAUUCAAUAUCUUGCGUAAAUGGUAUGGUUUUGAUACGAUAAUUUAAACAAUUUUGAAAAAAAUGAAUUUUAAACUUUCGAUGUAUAAAGAAGUUGAUAUUAAUCCAGUCUCACUAAGGAUAUCCACCACUAAUUCUGACCGUUUUAACUAUAUCAAGCGAUGCACGACAACUGUGUAGUUCCAUGAUCUUUUUGGGAUUGUGAUGGGAGUCAUCGAAUUAUUUUUAUUAAACAAUUGAGAUACUUUAUAGGUGAUAUUUAUAUGUCUAGUAUGUAUUUACUUUUACACACGAUUUAAAAUGUUUGUGAUCAUAUUUCUUACAUUAGUUAGUAUAAAAAAACAUUUGUCCUUUCAAUAAAACUUUUAUACAUGAACAACAUAAUCUAUUCUAAUAUAAACUCUGCAUCGUGUUAUUCAUAGAAACAACACAAAAUCUUCAGAUUAAAUUAUAACAAUUUUUUUACAGUUACAUAUGUUUUAUAGAUUUAAAAGACUUAAGGGCUAACUUUGUAUUCACAAAUAAUGUUUCUCAUAUUUUCAAAUCGAUAAAACAUUCUUAAAAUUAUAAGUUGGAGAAGACAUUAUGAAUGACGCAAUAAUGUACAAAGCAGCAUGGUGUUGUCCUCAAAACAAUGAAUCAACACAACUAGUAACUGUUGAACAAUAUAAAUAUGAAAUGAAGGGCCAAUUUCAUAAAAAUUAUUAAACAUAAUAUUUAUAUAUUUAACAAACUCGUAUAACACGUAACUUGUAUUAAACAAGUAGUUACAUUAUAUGUUACAUAUGUCUAUGCAAAAAUCAGUUGAUAAACGAAUAAACGAAUUAGUGGAAUAAAUUGUCAAAUAAAUGAAUAAUCUCGUCUUCAUCUGGUUAAUAGGUUAAAAACAAAAUAGUGUAAUGUAAGUUAACAUUAUAUGAACAAAUGUGAUAUGUAUAUACCACGUAUGAAUAUUUGUGUAUUAUUUUACAAAUACAGAAUUUUUCAUAUUCUACGAUUUAUUACCAUUAAAAAAAAUUAAAGAAAUAUUUAAUAAUUUAAUUUUGAAAUAUGUAUAUAGUAAUAAAUGCUGUACAUUGACCGUCAUCGUUUGAUGUUUAAAUAAACAUCGCGUUCUAUGAAAUUGGCUCUUGCCUUUGUCGCGAAGUUUAAUGUAAAUAAAUAACAUGCAUAUAGGUAUUUUCCCUACUAUGAAUUAUCAAUAAAUGGACGUUCUAAUAAACGCCAUAUGUUGUGCAAAAAAUAUCUUUGUCACCUAGUAUUGACGCACUUGAUGGCACGAUUACUCGAAGAAAAAUUAUAAAUUAAUCUUAAGGAAGGAUUCUCAUGUAACAAGUUUAAAAAAUCAAUCUUUUUCUUUUUACAUGAAUGAGGUUAAUGUAAUUACAUUAACAACAUAAAAUUACUUUAAAAAUAAUGAAUAUUAAUUUUGUUUAUGAUUUCAGUACAUUAUCUAGGUUUUGAGAAUUUCUUGUUUUAUUUUUCACUUUACCAUGACGGUAGUUUCCAACAAAAUUUUGUUUUAUAACUUAAGAUAGUAUAUAGUUUGAAACAUCUUUAUAAUUUUACUUUCAAAUAACGAAAAUACUUCAUAAUUUGGAAAUUUAACAUCCCAAAACAGUGUGUUUUUACUCUUGUUACACAAAGAUUCUCCUUUCAUACAUCUCACUGAUAUUUCCUAAGCAAUUUUGCAUGACCGUUUAAAAUACAAUAAACUUUUGUUCAUCCUAUGCUACGAACGUUACGUUUGUCCAAAUAAAAAUCUUCUUUUAAGGUACAUUUUCAACUGAAUCAUUCUUUUGCCACGGUAUUUACAAGUUACACUUCCUUUGUAAUAUACAAUAUAUUUUUGAUGUUUCGAAGGCAUUUAAACCAAAUUUCACCAAGAGUUUCAAUAAUAUUAACGUGUCUAUUUAAUGAUAAAUGUUUUUAAAUUAUAAACACUCAACUGUCUUAAUAACUCUCGAAUGAUAAGAUUAUGUCUCCCAAUUAAAAUAAUGUCCGAGAAACAUUGGACGAACGAAAGUUUACCCCGUCACUAUGUACGAUCACGUUAAACAUAACAAAAUUUCGUUAACUCUGUUAAAGCUAAGACAUUUACGUUUAAACAUGUUACAAAUAUCGUAACAUUUUCUGAACUCGAAUUUCCCCGAAA
Molecule: messenger RNA, 3999 nt
Organism: Nomia melanderi (Alkali bee)
Lineage: Eukaryota; Metazoa; Arthropoda; Insecta; Hymenoptera; Halictidae
Product: putative cytochrome P450 6a14
Molecular function (GO): iron ion binding; oxidoreductase activity, acting on paired donors, with incorporation or reduction of molecular oxygen; heme binding
Source: RefSeq, a predicted model, not a curated record